CAAAACAGUCAGUCAAUUUCUGAUGGCUGAGCGUUUUGGAGUGUUUUAAUUUUUGUAAUUUGUAGUUUUAUUGAGCACGUUUACUUUUUGUUUGACACCGACACUGCGUGAAAGUAGGACAAUUUCAGGAUGUCCGCGGAAGUGCCAGUGAUUAAACGGUAUCGUCGCGAAGAGAAAGAAUCGGAUGAAAGUGAUGCUGAAGGAGAGGACCAGCAUGUGCCCUACGUUCCUGUGAGAGAAAGGAAGAAACAACAGCUUCUGAAAAUGGGAAGGAUUGUUCAACUAACGGCGGAAGCUUCCAACGUGGGUAAAUCCUCCAGCGAAAAUGAACACGACGAAGAUGAAGAAGCAUGGGGUCGUAAGUUCAACAUUAGCUUGCUAGAUCAGCACACUGAAUUGAAAAAACUGGCUGAGGCAAAGAAGAUUAGCGCCGUAGAAAAACAGCUGAAGGAGGAAGAAAAAAUUCUGGAAAGCGUGGCGGAAAAGAAAGCCCUAAUGGGUGUUGCUGAAUUGGCAAAAGGAAUUCAGUAUGAGGAUCCUAUAAAAACUAGCUGGAAAGCUCCAAGAUAUAUUUUGGCGCGGUCUGAUGCAUCGCAUGAGCAAGUCAGAGAAAGAUUGAGGAUAUUGGUAGAAGGAGAAAAUGUCCCGCCACCGAUUUGUACCUUCCGAGAAAUGAAGUUUCCGAAACCAAUUUUGGUUGCUUUGGAAAAGCGAAACAUUCGGAAGCCUUCACCGAUUCAAGUUCAAGGUAUACCAGCUGUUUUGUCUGGAAGAGAUUUGAUUGGAAUUGCAUUCACUGGAUCUGGGAAAACGUUAGUUUUCGUACUUCCUAUUAUAAUGUUUUGUAUUGAGCAAGAAAUUCGAUUGCCAUUCAUCAGCAAAGAAGGACCGUAUGGAUUGAUAAUCUGUCCGUCGCGAGAAUUAGCUAAGCAAACGUUUGACAUUGUACAAUACUACUGUCAGCAUUUGCAUAUGACUGGCAUGCCAGAGAUUCGUUCCGCGUUGGCCAUUGGUGGAGUUCCAGUAAAUGAAUCCUUAGCAAUCAUUCAGCAGGGUUGUCAUAUAAUGGUGGCAACCCCGGGACGGUUGAUGGACAUGCUGGACAAGAAACUAGUCAAAUUAGACGUGUGCAGAUAUCUGUGCAUGGAUGAAGCAGAUCGCAUGAUUGACAUGGGUUUCGAAGAGGAUGUUCGUACUAUUUUUUCUUACUUUAAAGGACAGCGUCAAACGCUUUUGUUUUCUGCCACCAUGCCGAAGAAGAUACAAAAUUUUGCCAAGUCUGCUCUGGUGAAACCAGUCACAAUUAAUGUGGGCCGAGCAGGAGCCGCUUCAAUGAACGUGACUCAAGAUAUAGAAUACGUCAAGCAAGAGGCCAAAGUCGUUUAUCUUUUGGAAUGCCUCCAGAAAACACCUCCACCGGUACUAAUUUUCGCUGAAAAGAAACAAGAUGUCGAUGCAAUACAUGAAUAUCUGUUGUUGAAAGGCGUUGAAGCAGUAGCCAUUCACGGCGGCAAAGACCAAGAGGAACGUUAUCGAUCGGUUGAAGGUUUUAGAAACCAGGAAAAAGAUGUACUAGUAGCAACCGAUGUGGCAUCAAAAGGACUCGACUUUCCAGAUGUUCAACACGUUAUCAACUACGAUAUGCCAGACGACAUAGAAAAUUACGUGCAUCGGAUUGGUCGUACGGGACGAUCUGGCUCCAAAGGUUUAGCCACUACAUUCAUUAACAAAGCUACCGAGCAGUAUGUUCUGCUGGAUUUGAAACAUCUGCUGAUUGAAGCGAAACAAAAAGUGCCACCAUUCCUAGCGGAACUUUGCUCUGAGACAGAAAAGUAUGCCGAUCUAGGCGAUGGGUGCAGCUAUUGUGGUGGUCUCGGCCACCGGAUUACCGAGUGUCCCAAACUGGAGGCAAUUCAGAGCAAACAGGCUUCCAACAUUGGACGAAGAGACUAUUUGUCCAACACGGCAGCCGAUUAUUAGAUGUAAUAUUAUUAUAUGUUGCAGUCACGCGACAAACAUUGUAAUAAACGUUCAGGAUAAUGCAUUUCAUUUA
This is a messenger RNA of Topomyia yanbarensis, 2053 nucleotides long. It is a transcript of the gene abs, whose product is annotated as ATP-dependent RNA helicase abstrakt. Gene Ontology annotation, molecular function: RNA helicase activity; ATP binding; RNA binding. The transcript is spliced from 2 exons. Bases 130 to 1980 code for a protein of 616 amino acids. Lineage: Eukaryota; Metazoa; Arthropoda; Insecta; Diptera; Culicidae. The record is from RefSeq and is a predicted model, not a curated record. Gene Ontology annotation, biological process: mRNA splicing, via spliceosome. Gene Ontology annotation, cellular component: spliceosomal complex.